Parasteatoda tepidariorum (common house spider) is the source of this 3018-nucleotide messenger RNA. RefSeq lists its product as uncharacterized. The record is from RefSeq and is a predicted model, not a curated record. Gene Ontology annotation, biological process: signal transduction. NCBI's taxonomy places the organism in Eukaryota, Metazoa, Arthropoda, Arachnida, Araneae, Theridiidae.
UGUUUAUACAUGUUUGUUUUAUUCACGAAUCCCGGUGAUUCCGCUUUAUUUGAAAUUCAGCAAUUGUUAUUGUUUAAAUUUACAAAAAAAAAUUUGCGUGUGACUGUUAUAUUAAAGUGUAAGACUGUUUACCUUAGUUUGUUUUGAUUUAAAUAUAUUUGUUUUUAUAAUUUAAUGUAGCCGGCAAAUCCUAUUAAUAUUGUUUUGCCUCAGGUGAAAUGACAAGACAUUAAGUGAGAUGAUUAAAUGUAAUCUUUAUUUCUAUUUUCUGUGACUAUUAUAGGAAACUGUGUUGUGUGUUCUGUUUUUGCUUAUAACUAUGAAUGGUUGUUCAAACUCUCAAGUUAUUCUUGGUAUUAAAUUGCGAAAUGAUGGUUUUGUUGAUAAAUCAAACUGCUAUGAUGAUGGUGCUAUUGUGGGCUCUAUAAUAUGUAGUGAUUUAUCUUUAAGCUGCUCUAACUUUCGAAGACUAUUGAAUGCAGAAAACUUGUGCCUUCCAGAAAAAUUUAAGUUUCUCUCUAAUCAUGGAUGGCCAAUUGAUCAGGCUGAAGAACAUAAAAUAGAAAUUUCCCAGUUGAUUCUUUCCAACAUUGUCACAAUACAACGUCAUUUUGAACUUCCUCGACUAGGAGUAAAAUGGCAUGAUGGAGAAUUUAUUGGAUUUAUAUUUAUUAGUUUCAAUAGUUCCUUGAUCGUUGUUCGACAGGCAAUUAAUGUGGAAUUAAAUCAUAAGUUUAUUGAUGCUGAAACAAAAUUCGAGUUCAUUGAUACACAUGGGUGGCCUGUUUCUCCAUCUCAAGAGAAAGAUCUUAAUGUCUGGGAUAUAUCAAAAGGAAAUACAUGUCUCAUUAAUAGGAUAACUGCUAAAAGGAAGGCCUCCCCUCAAGAUCUAAAAAUAAAAAAGAAAAAUUUAAAGCUAUCAGAUAAAAAGGAAUUUCAAGUAACAUCUCAGAAGAUAAAUUCUUCUACUUCCAUUCUAAUUAGCUAUGUUCAUGCAGAGGCUAUGACCCAUGCCAAAGAUUUAAAGAAUGAGCUUAUCAAUAUGGGUAUUGAUAGUGUAUUUCUUGAUAUUGAUGACAUUUAUGCUGGUCAGGAUUGGCAAGAUGUUGUUAAUACAGCCUUAAACAAUUGUACAGCAUUUGUUGCCCUUGUAACCAAUCGUUAUGGAGAAACGAAAUGGACUAAUAGAGAAGCUAAGCUGGCUGAUGAUAAAGACAAACUUAUCAUUCCUAUCAGUUUCCUUGAUAAAUGGCCUCCUGAUCAGUUAGCCAUACAAUUUCUCUCCUUACAAUAUAUCCCAUGGAUAUCAAAAGAGGAUUUUAUAAGUGAAGCAGAUUUCUUAGUGGGAAAUGAUAUUGCACAAUGGAACCCAAGAUCUGUUCAUAGAGUUGCAAAAAAAAUAAAACAGUUAUGUUCUGAAUGUGAUAUUUCUACACCUGACAGUUCCUCAUUAUAUGAUUCUCAAUCCUCAAGACAUCAAGAUCUUGAUGCCUAUAUUAUGCCAUAUCCUGCCCCGGCAUCAACCACCUUCAAUAAAUCAAAUUUGAAGAAACCUCUCAUUGUCAUAAGUGCUCACCCUCAUCAAAAAACGUUUGUUGAUAAAUUAAUUCAACAUUUAGAUACAGAAUAUGAAUUAUGGUCAUCAAUAACUAUAAGUACAGACACUGGAAAUGUUUGUAAUGUCUUUGAUGAUAGUCAGUCUUUUGAGUCUUCUCCUUGUAUUGAGUCUUCUUCACAUAUCAAAAGAUCGGAAAGUUACAGUGCAAGCAGUGAACAAGAUGGUGCUUCUAAAGGUUUUUCAUGUGGAUGGGGUGAUAAUGAGUACUAUCAGUGUGAAAAAUCAGAAUUCAAAAAAAUGGUGAAAAAUGCAAGUUUAGUAAUUUUAAUUAAUUCUGAAGAUUACAACAAAACCCGUAUUUGCAGACAACAGGCCUUUUAUUGUGAACAACGAAUAGAAGUAAUAGUUAUAAAGUACGGAACUUUUCAAACUGAUACACUCCUUUUGAAUUUGUACCCAGAACAGGAUAUGUUGGAAAUUUCUAGUGAACAAAUAGUUAAGUUUAAUGAAGGAUAUCCUUGCAAUGAUUUUAUAAAAAAUCUAAAAGAAGAAGUUAUUAAGUCCUUAGAAACCAGUAAAGACAGAAACACCUACAAAGAUAAAAUACAGAAUCAGGUUGCUACUUUAAAGACUGAAAUUAAAACAGAACUAUGUGUUUAUAUUAUUGGUGGUACUAAUUGUAUUAGUAAGAAUGCUGAAGCUUUUUGUAUUAAUUUAGGAUCAGAAUUAGCUAAACUUAAAAAGCUAACAUUAGUUACUGAAGGUUUCUUUGGCGCUGGUGAAAUAGUUGGCAAAAACUUUUGCGAAGAAAAGGAAAUUUUAGCCAAAGGAAAACCAAAAUGUAUAUGUUAUCAUAUACUUCCACAUAGGGAUUGUAAUGUUUCAAAAAGAGCAAGACAAAGCGAGGAUGGUUCCUUUGAAAAGAUACCUUAUGGACGUACUCUAUUUUAUGGCAAUUCAAUUGCUGAGAGAGAUGACAUUGUAUCAUCAACUUUUAAAACCUGUAUUCUUAUUGAAGGUGGUGAAAGAAGUGCUUCUCUUGCUGAAAAAUUCUUGUGGAAUGAUUGCACAGUUAUACCUAUCAUUUUUAAUAAUAGAUCAAUUUCGUCUAAAAUGUGUUUGUUAGCAAGCAUUAAAAAGCCGCCACUAGGAGUUAGUAAGCAAGAUUGGUGCAAGUUGGAGCAAUUUAACAGUGUUGAAGAGCUUGCAAAAACUGUUAAAAAAAUUGUUUUUGAUCUUUUUAAAGCAAGAUUUAAAAUUUUAGAUUGAUAUGUUAUUUAAACAAAGUAUGUUAUUACUGCAUCAUCUUUAAAUACCAUGUGUCACAAAUUCAUAUUCCUGAAGUACAAAUCAAAAUUUAUAUAUUUUUUCUAUGUUUCUUUUGAAAUUGUUGAUGUUGAUUUUUUGUUACUCGCUUUCAUCUAUACAAGUGCAUUAAAAGAUUUACUUUUUAGCUAUAA